UCAUCGUGAACGGUUGUGUUUCGUUUGCGCUUUUGUUUUUUUUGUUGUUGUUGUAUUUCCCCUCACAAUUACGAUUCAGUCUGAAGGACUGAGCCGUGUUGUGUUUCGCAAAACUCCGUUGCCCUGGUGACUCCUGGCGCAGUGUUAGUACUAUAGGGAAAAAAAAGGAACCCCCAACAUAAACGUAAAGUCUCAGGUGCGGUUGUCUGUGCUGGUACCGCCUUACGCUUAACUUAACCCAUACCAGUCCGCGACAACAGUGAAGUAAAACGGUGUGGUCUCCGCAAUCAUCACGAGAGGCUAUAGAGAGGUGUGUAUCGACAGUGUCAGAGCCAGAGGUGGAUUAGCGGUGUGUGCGUCCGCUCGGUCGUCCGACUAGACUUGAUCAGCGAGAAACAACAAACAGAUAGUACAGGUAUCUCGGGCAGGUCGCGCGGUACCUGCGAGUUUGCUUGCGUGCAUUAAUUUUUGUGCGCUGUUGGGCAAUAUCGGUGUUGUGUGUGUUGGCACGUUUCGAAGUAGUUUGGUGACAGAAUGAAACCUUUAUUGGCGAAGACAUUGUGCAAUUAGUUAGGAGAAAGAGAGAAACAAAACCGAUUGUGUUGGAUACCAGAUUGGGUCCUUGGUCCAGUUCCUGGAAUGUUAACUCGUCAGCACUCGGGUGGGUGGUGUUAGUGUCGGAAAUAACGCGAACCACGAAGCGAGCAGUUCCGUUUGUACUGGACGGGGCGGAUAGUCUGCACGUCCAGGAAGUUAGACUUGCUGACCCAGUGGGAGAUAGACGCCCACUGAAGAAUUAUCUAUAAUUAUUUGUAGCGAAUUAGUCACGGGACUUGGUGGCAGAAGCGACGAACGUGUGUUCUCUGUGGGUGGACUAUCAGCUGCAUGUCGCAGUGCACAAAUAAGCAAAAAAUAAACACGGCCUACUAGUAACUGAUGAGGGAGCAUUGUACCCGUAGUCGAGCAGGUAGUUGACGAACGGAUGUAGACCCGUAAACAAAGAGUGCCGUGUAUUUCUGCAAACAGCGCAAACCUUGCGUAAAAUUGUGACGAUCAAAACAGGCGACGGUGUGUUGCAAGGCUGUGCCCGAAUGAAGUUGAAACAAUAAAAUAAAUAUUUGUACAGUUAAUCGUUGAAUGGUGUGCUAGGAUUUUGUGUUGAAUUUGAAUACUCGCUUCUUCCUUGUGAUCGAAGAUUCCUGCAGUAAAACUGUGUUAGUACGCCCGACACUUCAUACGUAAUCAUUCAAUAUUUGAAACCGUCGGUAGCACGAUUGACAGCAAGAGUAAAAAACCCAGAAGUGAAGGCAUUUGCUCCGGAAAGCCCUGUGUGGUAUGUUUAUGAAGUGAAGAGCCAGUGUGUGCGUGUGACUUGUUUUUAGCAACGCUAUUUUCGGUGUGGUUUAUUUUGGUAGCCUGAACUCUGUGGUAUUUCGCGUGAGGAACAUAGAAAAGAACACCGUCACCGUCGAAGGGUUUCUGUUUCUGAGAUAUUUACGAGAGGAAACGAUAUCAUAGUGAAAUUAACCGAAAUUUCACCAGGCGCUAAUGACGGCUGCCAAUUCAACAAUUGACCGGUGAAGACAAACCGCGAUGCUGUCGAUCAAACCGAACCGAGAUGUGAUGAGGCACAGUUCGAAGCGAUGACCGAAAGUACCGGAUAGCCAUUGCCAAUUGCCGUAUCUCUUCAUGAAAAAACCUACAGCAUUCCAGUAGUAUACUCUAGUAUUAGUAGUAAUAGCGGCGAUACAACCUCAGAUCAAAACUGUCAAAACUUGAAAUCUCAACGCAUCUCUCAGUCACGAAUUUUAUGCUCAUGCUCGGAUCAUCAUCAACUUUCAUUGAUUAGUUCUUCAAUCAUGCAACGGCAGCAACGCUAUGCCCAUCAAACGGUGGCCCUUCUUCAGCUGCGGUUUGGCAGCCGAUAUUCCAGGCACUCUGUGGCCACGUUUCUGAUGAUGCUCAACCUACUCCUAGCGGUCGAAGGCGGUCUAAUUGUCAAAAGGCAAAUCCCGGUGGAAACAACCACCGUUGCCGGGCUGGAGGAAAUCUCCACGGCCGCUCCCGUCAUCGCUCGGGAGAUUGAGUUUCAGCCGGAAAAUAAAUCCCAACCGCAGCAGAUAGAAUUUGGUUUUAAUAAUAGUGACGAUGAAGAAUCGCCGGAAAAAGCGGUUAUUGAUGAACUACAACCGAUUGAUUCAGUGUUAAGUGAUCACAAGCAGCCAAUCUCUGCAGAGUCGCAGUCGGAGUCGGUUACUUCGUCGGGAAUUGGUUCCACGCGUUCCGAUGCUCCAACUACCGUUGUAGCACCAACCAGUGACAGUGCUUCCUCAAUAGUCUCUAAAACCGCCGAAGGACGCUCCGGUAGAUUGAUUCAACAACCAGAUCCCACGGAUGUAGCGGUGGCCAAUACAACCAGUGCCCUUUCCGUUGGUCGUUCUAACGUUCGUAUUACCAAAGAAACUUUUGCCCGCGUAGUAUCCGUAGAACCGGAGGAGAUUGAACGGGCCGAAACAACGGAAGAAACGUUAACAACCAUCGCAAGCGUUGCCGAGGAAUCGAUUGCCGCUGUAGUGAACCAUACAAAGGUAGAUUCCGGUUCCGGAGAUGGACCGGAAUCGGAACAAGCACUGAAACCGGUUUCAGAACCAAAACCUUCUGACGACGAAGACGAAGAGUCUGUCCCGCGGUUCGAUUUGAAUAGGUACAUUUCCCCAUCGAAUUAUUCCGAUGGAGGAAUCUCACUGGCGGAAUCCCGUUCCGCACGGGAACAAUUCUUCGCCGAGCAGUCCGGCGAAAUUACGACGGAACUUCCCGCCGCCGAUGUUUGGGAAGCAAGUACCACGCUGGAAUCUCUAGCUUCCGAGGAAAGUGCAACCGAACGGGUGGCAGUAGUAGAAACUAACGAAAUUGCCAACCCUUCGAUCGUGGAAAGCCAGGAUAAUUCGGUGGAAAGUAACCGAACUGUACGUUUAAAUCGAUCCGAGAUUGAGACGGCCGAUUACGAAGUGGUGUCCAACGAAGUGCGUAACCAAACCGGUCCCCAGGCCACGAAAGGCAAAAAGGGUAAGUUUUUGGAUCAAUUCGGAGCAACCGAGGACAACGAUAUCAAUGGAGCUGCCUGGGCUUUGGCUGGGAUGCGGGUUAUCGACAGGUCAUCGGGUAAAGCCGGUCAGUCGGCGGCAGAAAGUGUGGAGAUAGUUCGAGACGACAAUGAAAACGUGGUUGUCAAUAACACCUUGAAGCAGCUGAUGGAUUGGGCGAUGAUUGUUCAGGAUGCUGACUUUGCCAAUGGGUCAUACGUGAGACCCACCAGCGGUGAAGUGGAUCUGAAGAGCGAGCUGAACGAUAGAAGAAAGGGUGCUAACAAAACUUUCGGAAGUGUCGAACCAUUGAGUGAGGAAAAUAGAAUUACUUCGGUUGUGACAGAGGUCGCCCUGGAGGCAACCACGGAAUUGGCCACGGAACUACCCAGUGCGAAAGUUGCUGUUGUUACGACCUCUGCAACUCCGGUAGCCGAAGCCGAUGAGUUAGAAGAUUUCAAGUUUGAGAAUCGUGAGAAAGUCUUUGUCGAAACCACGAAAAGACCCGACCUUACCAAUUUCAUCCAUGAAACCACGACAGUUCAAGCGAUAACAAGACCCACUCGUGGAUACGAAGUAAGUGAAUUCGUAGACGAAAAUCAAGGAUUUGCUCUCCCUAGACGAACUACCACUGGUCGAAUCGAGUCUAGCACAGUCAUUGAAGAUGUACCAGUGACCACCUAUUCACCGGUAUAUCCAUUGCUAAGGAAGACGGAAUCCACUACCGAAACUAUGAUGGCAACGAGAUUCGAAUCCAUGCGUACCAGAGGUCGAAGGCCCAUGAAGAGUUCAACCACCACCACCACAACUACCACCACUACCAGUACCACUCCGGAGCCACCGGUUACGACUACUACGGUGAAACCGGCAGAGGAAACAGUACCUCCAAUUACGACCACAGUGGCCAGAAUAACCACCACGAUAGCUUCAAUGACUACAACGGAAAUCAACGCCCCGCUGCUUAACGAACUCAUCAACAGAGGUAGCGAAGGUCAAGACGAUUCAUCGCCGGAAGUGGAUCCUAAUGCAGUGAUCCAAACCCACAACGAGAUCGUCGUUUCAACCUCAACCGCUGCUCCAACCACCCAAAACAUCCAGCGGGUCACCGAUCCCAUAAUUGCGCAACAAUCUACAAUUUUUCCGGCGGUGGUAGAAUUCCGCCCAGCCGGAGAAACCACCGACAAAAUUGACCUCACCGGUGAACCUACCGUGUCCGCUGAAGUGCUUACGAAUCGCAAUCAACCGGUGUUAAUCGACGAAAAGAAUGUCUACGAUACCGUAGCCGAAAGCACUAAUAAUCCGGUACCGGAACCAGAACCGACGGCUUCACCCGAACCGGAUGCCGAACCAAGUGCCACAACGCGUCGUUCGUUAACUCGCCUGUCUGCUACCACCGAACUCGCGGAGGAAGAAUCCGCAACCGAGGAAGACUACGUUGAGGUGAACUCUUCGGCAAACGGAAACAACGCACCGUCGGAUUCUUCGUCAAAAUCACCACUGGAUCAAGAACCGACUGAUCAGACAUCAUCACCACCGGCUAAUGAGGAGGAAGGUGGCAGCGGCGCUGUAGUAGCCGUCGUCGCUAGUCUACUUAGUGUGGCCUUGGUGCUACUGUUGAUUGCAGCGUAUAUGUACUAUCCGCAAUUGCAGGUACUGCUCCGGAAGCGGCAAGCUCAGGUUUCCUACGGACAGCGUUGCCGUCCGGUGGGACUGGACGCGUACAGCCUGGACAACGUGUCGGUGUACAACAGCGUUCGCCGGAAAGGCAACACGAUGCGUAUGUCGAAGCGAUCAUACGGCAACUCAGCCUUCGAAGAUCCCGGACUGAAAACGAACCCACUGACGGUGGCCGAACUGGCUAACAUUAUCCAGAACAAAACCGCCAUGUACGACGAGUUUAAGGAAAUUCCGAACGUGACGGCACGGGCCGACGAGGUGCCGGACGGGUGCGAAGAGAAGAACCGAUACGCAAAUGUAGUACCGCUACCGGAAACAAGAGUGCACUUGAAGCGCAUCAACGAGGACGAGAAAACGGAGUACAUCAAUGCGAACUUCGUUAAGGGACCGAAAGAUUCCAGUAACUACUAUAUCGCCUGCCAGGCACCGAUGGAGAACACUAUCAAUGACUUCUGGCGCAUGAUCUGGGAACAGAACUCCAAGGUUAUCAUAAUGGCUACCGAUCUGAGCGAGAACGGGGUGGAAAAGUGCGCUGAAUAUUUGCCUCCGUCGGUCGUGCUGGACAACAAUCGAACGUUCGGUGAUUUCCAGCUGACGCUGAAGAACCGCGAAAACAAGGAAAAAUACACCAUUUCGACUGUGCAUCUGCGCAACACGCAGACGAACACGUGGCGGGAGAUCAUGCACUUCUGGUAUCAGUGGCCGGACUCCGGCGUACCCAUCGACGAGUCCUCCAUCAUCGCAAUGCUGCUGGAGGCACGUAGCUAUUCCCGUCUGGCCCCGGCCGAGAUGGCCGAUGCUUCGGCCGGCAUUACCAGUAUCGCCGAAGAGGAUGGCACCGAAAGUGACCAGUCGUCGGCGGCACCAGCUGUUUCGGCUGCCAACGGAAGUGCCACCGAUUCUAGUGUAGUAGCGGUAGGUAACAAUAAUGUAGAUAACUCGUCCACCACCACCAACAACAACAGCAGCAGCAAAACGACGAACGAUGGCGGAGCACCCAACAGCAUCGUGUCCAAUGGCGGAACGCUGGAUAAACACAAGUCGCUCCAGCGGACCCAAGGACCAUUGACCGUACACUGUUCACCGGGAACGGGUCGCACCGGAACGAUUAUCGCGUGCGAUGUGGCACUGCGUGCUGUCGAAAUUCCACCACGGACAGUCGACAUUCCACACAUCGUAUAUUACGUACGACGAGGACGAGCCAGUGCAGUCAGGACACGGGAGCAAUACGAACUGAUAUACAGGGUUGCCAACGUUUACGCCACCAAGCUAACGGGGCCGACGAUAGAAACAUGAGAACGACUCAUUUAAAAUCAAGUAUUGUGAGUACAUUCGAAAACAGAAAAAGAAACGCUUUGCUGAACAACACUACACACAAAAAAAUAAAGGUCUAAAUGGCGAAAGUGCAAUCAAAUAGUAUAAUUCCAAGCAAGCGGCGAACGGCAGAGCAGAUGAACCUCAUGGCAGGUCCCAAUAACUACACCAAAACAAAAAAUCAAUAACAACAGCCCGCGUGCAAAGAAAACAAGUCUUAGUAGUAGUAGUAGUAGUAGUUAGUAUUCAGCAGUUCAGUGGAGACUAUCAAAUCUCAAGAUUUCAAAGACCUACGACCUGAUCUCCGUCCUAAGACAUUUUCUAUUUUGGUGAACCAUCGGCUUUGAAAGUCGAUUGAAAAUACGGACCAGAAGUACCGUAGAUUCCAUCGACUUCCACCCGAACCAAUCUUACAAACCUUCGUCGAGAAAUCUGCCUCUCCUAUUUCCCGUACCCAGUCGGUAGUAGUGACCUUUCCCCCCCCCCACCUGUGCCUUCAACAAAGGAAGGGAAAAUAUCGAAUGCAAGGUUGCCAGAUCUGGCUGUGAUCCAAUCUACGGCAAACGUCGGACAAUAUCGAAGCCGAAGACAUUCACACCAGCUCGGAGCAUAGCCCGCGACUCAUAAUACUUGAUUUUAAUCUCUAGUGGGAUAGAGACUAAAAUUUGUAACAAAACGAGACAAACACUAUGAAGAAGAAGAAGAAUGAAAAAAAAAAUGACGACACAUUUGUAUAUGAAGAAAAAAAAACUCUUAUUCUAAUCCUUUAGCGCACACUUACUGUGCGCGCGCGGCACACAGACAAAUGUGAAUAUUUCGUGCCUCGAAGCUGAUCGAACCUGAAUUUCCUCCACUGUAUUUCCGCCCAAGCGUAGCGUCGCCCCUGUGUUACACUUGUGACGUAAGAGAACAAGAAGAAGAAGAACAUAGAAGCUACUAUGUGUUACUAGAUCGUAGUCCGUAGAAAGAAUUGGUUUACCUAUAUUUUCCUUACUCCUCUCAGCUCCUACACUAGAACUGGUUAGUUUUCUUUGUUUUAGGUUGGGUAAUUUGUAGGCUUUAGUUAGGACGAAUGCUGGCGAAACGAGCUGGAUGUUGGAAAUUGAAUGAUUCAAAACAUUCUAAAGCAUGAAUUGUUGUUUAGUGAAAUAAACAAAUGUAAUACUGUAAGAGGGUGUGUGAACUAGGAGAAAAAAAAACUACCACAAACGACGAAAAACGGUGACAGACUAGGACAAACGGUUAGGAAAACUCGAUAUAGGAAAACAAAAUAAUCAAAACGCAUGAGAAGGAAGUGUCAUAUCUGGUUUUGUCUGUGGUGCUAGCAAAUACUGACUAUUAUAGUUAUGACUAUUGAUGAUGUUAUUAUUACUAUGGUUAUUCUUACUAUUAUCAUUAUUAUUGUGUACACCUGUAUAGAAAAUUGUGAUAAAUAAUGUUUAGGGAGAUUUCCUACCAAGCGGAUAUUUUUGUUUUUCCUUGAAAACCACGCGCAAUUAUUUAUUCUAAACGCGAACGCUAGUUAGGGAAAUCAAGAAACUGGAGCAACGAGGACAUAUGAUUUGACAGGACUGAGAAUCUUCUUAGAAAAUAAGGUGAUAGAUUUCGUGCGUCUUUUUUGUUUUUGGUUGUUGCAUCCACAGAAAUCCGUCACAGGACCACCAGAAAGCAAUAUUUAUACACUAAGUAAAGGAAUUCUGGGGAUAUGGUACAUUUCAAACCGUCCCCUCAAGUACUGUAAUCAUCACUGCAUAGUAGUUGAACAUUAGAAAGAAUGCGACAGAGAGAAAAAGAGAGAGAUAAAACAGAAGCCGCCCUGGCUGAGUGGCAUUAAACGAUUCGCCCAACCAGAUUUCUAUUUCGUACGUAACAGAGAAAUGAAAAAAAAACAUAGCUUCAAAAGCUGGUCGAAAUGAAUGCUCUCCUUGAUCUAAGCGAACGGUGAGGUUUGGCUAGAGGAAAAUAAAAAUCUAGUGUGAAAAUACUGAUUACAUGGCUACUAUUCAGUAGCGCUGAAAUUUGUUGAGAAAAAAAUAUCAUUCGAGCAAUGCUCUCAAGUUUUCUAUUCCUAAUUGUUAGUAAAAAUUGCGACAUAGGAAUGCAAUAAAUACUGUUAUUAUAAAGAA
This is a messenger RNA of Malaya genurostris, 8200 nucleotides long. Its product is annotated as mucin-5AC. The record is from RefSeq and is a predicted model, not a curated record. Lineage: Eukaryota; Metazoa; Arthropoda; Insecta; Diptera; Culicidae. Gene Ontology annotation, molecular function: protein tyrosine phosphatase activity. The coding region runs from base 1860 to 6056 and encodes 1398 amino acids. Gene Ontology annotation, biological process: protein dephosphorylation. The transcript has 11 exons.